Messenger RNA from Thecamonas trahens ATCC 50062, 7851 nucleotides. RefSeq lists its product as uncharacterized. The record is from RefSeq and is a predicted model, not a curated record. Gene Ontology annotation, cellular component: plasma membrane; cytoskeleton. Gene Ontology annotation, molecular function: actin binding. The transcript has 2 exons. NCBI's taxonomy places the organism in Eukaryota, Apusomonadida, Apusomonadidae. Gene Ontology annotation, biological process: cell-cell adhesion. Bases 1 to 7851 code for a protein of 2616 amino acids.
AUGUUGGCACCAGUGCGUGCUCCGCAGUCGCGGAUUGCCGGCUCUGGCAACGUGCGGACGGUCGGAUACAACGGAGAGCUGGCGCAGAAACAGUUUGAGCUUGAGGGCCAUGUCACCUUUACCGACAUGGACCUGCGUGUCGAGCUCUACAAGCGCAACCCGCUGGGAGUGGAGGAGCUGGUGUUGGGGCGUGUCGUCCGCGGCGUGAAUCCGGCGAUGACGGUGAGGGAGCUUUGUCACCGUGUGAACGACGAGCUUAACCACGGCUCGGCAGACUCGACACCGGAGCAGGGCUGGGGCUUGUUCAUCCCGUGGGACGCGCAGGCAUCGCUCAUCAACACUGGUGCGGCGCCGUCGUCGUCGCUGGUCGACGUCGAGUUCAAGUCCCAGUACCUCGAGCUCCAUCACGACCUGCAUCGAUACAACCUGACGGGUGGCAUGCGGCUGCACUACAAGCAGCGGCGGCGGACGAUCCGGGUCCUGGUCUUUGAUGCGGUCAAGCGGGUGCUCAUCGACGAGGCGUGGAACGUGCAGAAGAUAUCCGAAGCGGUGGCGACGGCGGCCGGCGUCCGCAACGUGGCCGAGUACUCGCUCAAGCUCCGCGACGAUCCGGAGGAGCCCGAGGCCGGAUGGCUCAACGUCAAUCUCACGCUUCACGAGCAAAAGGUGCGACUCGACCCAUGGGAAGCCAACAAUGAGACGCAUGUGCCGGAUCCACUCAUUUUCAAGCAGAAACUCUUCUUUCCGGAUGGGGCACGAGGGCACGUGGAUGAGGACCUGGCCGACCCGCUGCAGGCGCGGCUGCUGUACCGGCAGUACCGACAGAUGGUGUCGACGCGGCAAAUGCCGGUGAGCGAGGACGAGGCCGUGGCGCUCGCAGCGUGCAUCUUGCAGAUCGAGGAGGGCGACUACACCAAGUCCAAAGAGGCGCACGCGGCGCUUGAUGGGGCGCUGGCAACCAUUGUACCGCCGCCGCAUACCGAGGCGAAAAAGAUUGACGACGCCGUGGUCAAGGCGUACAAGGCCUUGCGCGGGAUGUCUGGCGUGGCAGCGGUGCGAAAGUAUGUCGAACUUGUGCGCGGCUCGCCAACCUUUGGGUGGGCGUUUUUCGAGAUGCGCGAGCGGAUUGUGGCUGGGCGGCGAGCGCGCAACAUUCCGCGGCUGCUUGCUGUCGGAGGGAAGGGCAUUGCACGAGUGGAGCCCAAGGCAAUGCGGUUUCUCAUUUCCAACCCGUGGGCCGACUUGACCGAGGCGUACGGCGCACAGGUCGACUCGUUGCCAGGACUCCGCAUCGAGUUUGCGUCGGAGCCCUUAGCGCCGUUCCAGUGUGUGCUUGGCAAGCAAGACGAGCAGUAUGUGCACGACUUGCUGCGGCUCAUUCGCGAGUACUUUGCCUACUUUGCGGCGCACGUGGUGGUUGACACGGGCGAGGAGAUGGCGCCGCCGGUGUGGGACGAGGUGCGGCGACCGACAGCCGCGAGUCUCAUCUAUCCGGCCCGGCCCAAAGGCAAGCAACGCGAGCCGGAACGCAAGCUUGUCAACAUGGUGAUUUCGGCGAGCGACGCGCCGCCGGCCUCGCCAGCCCAGGUCAAGUCGGCGAUGCCCGGCAUUGUUGCGGCAGCCAGCGCCGCGCUGCCGUCGACGGCUGAUGCGCCGCUCCCGCAGCGUGCAGCUGCUGUGGAUGCCGAUUUCGAGGACGACGAUGCGCGCGAGGCUCGGCUGCUUGCGGUGGCCGACUCGAAUGAUGCGCUGGUCGAUGUCACCGCAGCGGUCAACAUUGGGUUGGCCAACCUGGUGCUGGCUGCCGGCGGUGGCGAGCCGUCGCUGGUCGACUCGUCGCUUCUGCUUGCCGCAGCACAGUCGGUUGCUGACGCGUUGGGCGAGAUGCGUGGGACGGUGGACAAGGGCGCUGAGCUGGCGUCGGAUCCGAUCGAUGCGGCUGCCCUGGGCAAUGCGUACAAUACGGUCUCGUCCGGCGCGCUGACCAUGCUCGGCGCGGCAGGAGCCGUGCUCGGGCCCAGCGGAACGAUUGACACGCUCGCUCUCGACUCGCUGCUUGGAGCUGCCAGCAAUGUCUCGGGAGCGCUCGCAGCCAUGCUUGGCGCGGCAGGCGUUGGCGCACCGGCAAGCCGGGCGGGCGACUCGCUGCUCGAGCUGACGGCGAGGAUGGCCAACGUCGAGGCGCCGGCGUUUGCAGUGAGCAUGGACGGCAAGCACUUUUCAGAGCUGCCUGUGGUGACCACCCACAAGCUUCACGCGCAGGCGGCCAGUCUCCCAAAGGCCACGGCACGUUUUUACGCGCAGCUCCAGCUCCUGCUGCCGUCGAUCAAGGUCGAUGCGGCCGCGGCGAGUCUGCUGGCCCAGGCGCGAAUGAUGGCGACAAUGGUAGAGAGUGCGACGGUGGCUGUGCCGAUCGACGAGAACGAGCCGUACGCUGCCGGCUCUACGCUUCGCACCACCAUGCAGGCUGUGCUGGCGGGACUUGAGGCUCUUGUCACUGUACCCAUAGUUGACGACGCGGUGGCCGAGGCAGCGAGUGCUAUUGACGCGUCUCUGAGCAAGAUUCUGGAGCACGCCGAUGAGCCUGCGACGGUGCGGGCGCUGGUGAACGGCGUAGGGAUGCGGGUGGCGAGCCUGUGCGAACUCGCUUCGCUCGAGGCCGGUGCUUUUGGCAUGGGCGGCUCGUACGACUCGCUGCUAGCGGCGUCGCAGGACGUGGCUGACGCUCUGGCCAAGCUCAAGGGCGCCUCGCGGGCGCUUUCUGCGACAGACGGAUCGGAUGAGGCGCGCGAAUCGCUGGAGUGCGCAGUGGCCGGUGUCCAAGAUGCGCGGGGCGCGUUUGUCGCUGAGCGAACUCAGCUAGAGGUCAUGCGCGAGGUGGUUGCCCUCGUCGAGAAUGUGCAGGACAAGCUGGCAGUGACUGUGGCGCGACUUACGCCUGUAAGCGCUAGCAUGGAGGAAGGGCGGGCAAAGGAAAAGAGCUCACGGGCGCUGGCUGACGCGCAACGGACGACCGACUCGCUUCACCGAGCCAUGCGUGUGUACGCCGCGGCGCCAGCGGAGCUAGCGUCGCAGGACAAGUUUCUCCAGGCGGCACGCAAGGCGGUGGACAAGUCACACCGGCUGGCAACCGCAGCCAAGACGAGCGAAGACGAGGGCGCGGAAGCGGCAGGCGGCGCGUUGGCCGAGUCGGUCGACGCGCUCGAGGCCGGAACGCAAAAGGCGAGCGUGGUCUGUUGGCCGAUUGACCUCAACUACGCACUAGAGCUCAUUCGCGGGGCGCUGCGGCGGCUGGCAGCUGAGUCGGCGGCGGCGGCGGAAGGAAAGCUGGUGCGCGGGAGCGAUGUCGACGACCGCGACGCGAGCGCGCUGCAGCGGCAAGAUGCGCUGGUGGCGUCGGUGAGCGCGGUGCCGCCGGUAGGCGAAGCGCUUGUCGAGUCGGCGCUGACCAAGACGGCACCGGAAAUGUCACAGGUGGCCAAGGACGUGGCGGCGGAGAUUGUGCACGCGUCCGACUCGGCGUCGGCGCUCGCCCAGGUGGUCGAGGCAGCCGAGGACCAGCACACACUGCUGGAGGCAGCGGUGGCGGUUUGCCACGAAGGCGCAGCGCUCAUUUCCAAAGCACGCGAGGCGCGGCGGCGGCCCAACGACGCGACCCAAGAAUUUAUCCUGAUGCAUGGCAACGAGCUGCUCCGCGAAGCACUUCACAAGCUCGAGUUGGCGAUGCCCGGAGCAGGCGACUGCGCAUCGGGUGUGGAGGCGAUGGCAGCAGCGCUGGAGAAGAUCAAUGCGGAGGCUGUGCCGUCGGGCCUGGACGACUUGCUUGCGGUGACACAGAUGCUCGCAGGUGCGAUGGAGGUGCUGUCGUCCGGAAGCAGCGGAGCGGUGCCAGACGCGAUGCUGAGCGGGGUGCCAGACUCUAGCGACCUGGUGGCGCAUGGCGACCCGACGCACGGCUUCAAAAACGACGUUGUGUCUGCAGGGCGGGCACUGUGCUCGGCGAUGGGCAAGCUGGAGACCGCGGCGGCGAGCUCGCCGCGAGACCUUGCGCUUGUGGCGCGGCGAGUGACGUCGAUCGGCCAGCUGCUGACCGAGGUCGUGACUGGGGCGGCGGCAUCAGACGAGUUCAAGGCUGCCAAGGCCGACCUACUUGUCCCGCUGGAAGCGGUGAUCGAAGCGGUGAGCAGCGGGCUGGCGGCGGCGGGCGAGCUCGCCAAGUCGACCGAGCCGAACCCGCGGGCCUCGGGAGUGCUGCAGAGCUCUGAGGUUCCGGCAGCAGUCAAGACGCUCAACAAGGCCAUUGACUCUGUGGUCAAUCCGUCCAAGUCGACGCAAGCCAAGGAGUUCAAGGCUGCUGUGAGCGCGAUCCUGAAGGCCCUGCCGGGUCUGGAACCAGCCCAUCUCCCACCAGCGUCGCAGUACCCGAUCCACGGCCUGCAAGAGGACUUGCUUCAUGCUGCAGACCUGCUCUCGCUCUCGUUGCACAAGCUGUCCGAUGUUGCGGCGACGCGGCCCAACUCGGCGUCGAAGCAGGCCAAGGCGACGGCGACGCUUGCGGCGCGGUUGGUGGGCAAGGCUGCCGUGGCGGGAGCGACGGUGCAGGCGAGCGGGCGAUCGGUGCAGACGAACGAGGCGGGCAGAGCCGGGAGCAAGGUCGAGACGAGCGAGUCACGCAAAGCGAGCAACACAACGGCAUAUGACGAGCUGCAAGACGAGCUCAAGGCUGUGAUGAAGGCGCUGGCAUCGUUGCUGCGAGCCAAGCCCUCGUCAAAGAAGAAGUUCAAGGGCGCGUACACAAAGGUUGUGCUUGCGGUCCGCGACCUGCUUGUGGCGGCCAAGGAGGUGUACAAGAGUUUGGCAGACGCCGAGGCCGACAAAGACGCGCUCAAGAGCCUCGGGUCGAAGAUCAAGUCUGCAGCCACAAAGCUGGCCAAGGCGGCGGAUGCAAACGCGAGUGCGCCAGACGACAGUAGUGUGCACAAGAAGUUCCUCUCGGCCGCCAAGUCGUUUGCAUCUGCGCUCAAGACGUACGAGAGUGCAACCAAGAGCGCUGCGCUAGGGGCCGGGCUUUUGGGUGGUGGGUCUUUGGCGGGGCCAAGCGGAGCCCCAGGCGGCGAUGGCGGCUCGCUUGUGGAUGAGCUCCUGGGCGGGGCUGCAGCCGUGGGCAACGCUGUCAACACGCUCAUUGCGGCGUCGAAGCUUGUGUCAAGCGAUGUGACGUCUGCCAAGGCGCAGUCCAAGAUGGACAAGAAGCUUAAGAGCGCGCUGGAGGCCCUGGGCGUGCUGCAGCAGCACGCCAGACUCAUCACGCCCGGGCAGAAGGAGUGCGCUGAUGGGGCCGAAGCUGCUGUGCGGGUGGCGCAGGAGCUGGGCAAGGCUGCGCUUGAGGUUGGCGUAUCGCGACCCAAGGCGGGAGCGGGAAGGCAGUACGGGACCAAGGCGGCUGCGCUGAGUGGGGCGCUGAGUGGCGUGGAAGCCGGGCUGCAGGCGCUGGGCGAGGCUGCGGUGAGCUCUGCCGAUGCACUCGUUCGAGCUGCCGCGGAGCUUGCGGCAGCGCUGGGUAACUUGCCGGGCAAGCUGCGCGGAGCAGCCGAGGCGGCGGCCCAGCCUGCACUGGGAGCGCGUAUUCUGCGGAGUGGAGCAGGCGUCGCUGAGGCUGCCAUGGUGCUGUUUGAAAGCGCAAGCGAGGCCGGCGGUGACCCCAAGCACGCGGGCCGGAUAAGGCCGGUAGUGGCGCAUGCACUCGAGGCUGUCCGUGCCGUGACAGCAGUGGUGAAGGCGGAAGAGGCUGCUGGCGAGGCCGGGCGAGCUGCCGAGGCGCAGGUGGAGGCUGCGCUUGCACGGCUGCGGGAGGGUGCGGCGGCGCCCGAGGCUGCGGCAGCGUCACUAGUUGACGGACUCAAGUACGGUGACUACCAAAAGGCGGUCAAGACACGGCUCCUGGAGCUUGUGCGCGGAGCGUCCGAGGUGAUGGAUGCUGCGCAGACGGCACCAGAGACGGUGACGAGCGCGGUGCUGGUGGUGACCGAGGCGCUGCCAGGCGUGGUUGCGGCGGUGCUGGGAUGCAUGGCACUGACGGGCGAGGACGAGGCACGGCAAGCGCUGCUUGCUGCCGGCGAGGCAAUGGCUGCUGCGAUUGCACAGUUGGCGACGGGAGCGAGCAGCGUGCUUAUGGGCUCGCCUACUGGGUUGAGCGCGGUCUCCAGCGGGUCGCAGCAGCUGUCGGAGGCGCUGACGCAGGUUCUGGGAGCAGCUGCGCGCGGCGCGACCGGCAAGCGGAUGCUAGAGGGCGCGGUGUCUGCCAUGAGCCAGACACUCGGUGAGCUGGAGACGAUCAAGUUCCUGGUGGGAGCGCAAGAGCUGCCCAAUGAGGCCAACGCCGAAUUUGGCGAGCUAGUGGGCUCACUCCGGAGCGCCGCGAGCGAACUCGUCGAGCUUGUCGAGUCCAGCGUCGGGGCUGAAGGGAGCAUCGAGCUGAGUGCAGAAGAGCGCGGUGCGUUUGCCAUGGAAGCCGCCGAGGCAGCGGCCAAGGUUGUGGAGCUUGCCGAGCUGGGAGCUGCUGCGCUUGACGAGGCUGUGGACCAGAUGGCGCUGCUUAAUGCUGCCGGCAACCUUGCGUGUGCGCUCAAGUCGCUGGUGGUGGAGAGCGGAGGGCUGAGUGGGCUGCAGAGUGCGGCAGCCGCGUUUGGCGGUGCUGUGGAUGCGGCGGCGGCGGCGGACAAGCGGGUGCAGGCGACGAUUGACCAGGUGUGCGACAAGGUGAUGGCGAGUGCGGCGGCGGCUGAGGCGCUGCAGAAAAGCGGCAAGGGCGGGACGGGAACAGGCUCGUCGCCAUCGCGGGCCGAGGUUAGCGCUGUGGAGAGCGCGGCCAAGGGCGUGCUGUUGUUCUCGCAGCGGCUGCUGUUUGCGGCGGGCCGAGGCAAGCAUGCCUUCCUAGAGCUGGCGGAGGAGGUUCCUGCGGCGCUCGAGACGCUUGUCAAGGCGCUCAGUCGCGCACUCGGUGGCGGCGAGCGAAUGGGCGUUCCCGGUGCCGAUGCAGUGGCCGAGGGCGGCGCGAACCUGGGUCCCUGCCUCGUGGAGCAGCUGCAGGCGUUUGGACUCUCAGGCGAUGUGAUGUCGGAGGCGGCCAAGGGAGUGAGCACUGGCGUGACGACAGUGCUCACCGGUCUGGGGCGGCUCAAGUCUGUGGAGGCCGGGCUGGAUCCGCUUGUUGCUUUCGAGCACGAGAUGGCGCAAGUGACAGCCGACAUCAACGCGAUGAAGUCGUCGCUGGCAGAGCUGGCACAGCUUGCGGCGUCUGUUGCCGGGGCCAAGGCGGAUGCAGCUCACGACGCGUUUGUGGCGCUUGUGAUCAAGGCUUCGCAGGAGAUUGUGUCUGCCGGAGUGGUGCUCGUGGAAGUGGCGAUUGCGGCGCACAAGGGCGCGCAGGCUGCGGACCACGAGGACAUGGUGCUUGCUGCGCGUGCUGUGGCAGCGGCGACUGGCGAGCUCGUCGCAGCGGCACGGUUCUUUAUUCAGGGUGAGGCGCGAGUGGAGGCGCUGGAGCGGGCCGCCAGCAGCGUUGCCGAUGCCAUCCAUGAGCUGGUGGAGGUUGUGUCGGGUGGCGCCGAGACCGAGGCGUUCAAGCGGCUGCGCGGAGCAGCGGCAGGGGUGGAGAGCUCGUGCAAGUCGCUCGCUGCCGCGGCGACAUCGUUUGCCAAGCCAGCAGUGCGGCCGACGGCCGCAUCAGGCGCCGGUGGGCCAGGCGCAGUCGGAAGCGGCGCAACCGCCGAUAGUAUCAAGGAGAUGAUCCGGCGGCGGGCCGAGAUGGAGAAGCUGCAGCGGAACUUGGCCAAGCUCAAGGCGCCGUAA